Molecule: messenger RNA, 2915 nt
Organism: Pseudomyrmex gracilis
Lineage: Eukaryota; Metazoa; Arthropoda; Insecta; Hymenoptera; Formicidae
Product: FMRFamide receptor-like
Exons: 5
Coding region: 1595-2809 (404 amino acids)
Biological process (GO): G protein-coupled receptor signaling pathway
Cellular component (GO): plasma membrane
Molecular function (GO): G protein-coupled receptor activity
Source: RefSeq, a predicted model, not a curated record
UGCCGGGCGUCUAGCAGAAAUAGCUGAGCCGGCAUUCGAAUACGUACUUGGAAAGUGUAACAAGUUAGUGCUCGAAAGUCAAAGUGCGUGCCAAACAUUAAUAGUUGAAGUAAAAGUAUCCUUGUUAUUAAAAAUUUGAUGUUACACAAGUUUCAUCUCGUUUUCUUUUCUUUGAAAAAUAAAAAUAAAAACAAAACAAAACAAAACAAAACAAAACAAAAAAAACUAUUAACGCGUGUUGCAAUCAUUAUACACAAUAAUUAAUGCGUGAGUCUGAACAAAGAGAUAUCAAAUCUUGCGCAUCGACAAUGUCACGUGACGCAAAGAGUCCUCGUUUAUUUCUGAAACGACAAUAAUGUACGUGAUAUUAAUGGCUUUACUGGUUUCUAUAUAUACAAAUACAUCAACGGUCAAGAGUGUUUGGAGAGUCAGUUAAAAGAAGCUUUCGUCACAGUUUCAUAAAAGCGUCUGCAAAAUCCGGACAUCAGCCUAGAUAGAUUGCGACCGCACAAAUCUCUCGCAAAUAUAUUAUUUAUUUACUUUUACCUCAAUUGAACAGAUAGCCGAAAGAAUCACGAGAUUUCAAAAAUAUCCCAGAACUUGUGUUUAUUCGUCUCACAUAUAAAAUUUGUUUAAAAAGAGAAUUAUAAAUUAAAAAAAAGAAAAACACAUUUGAAGAUAUCAGAUUCGCCGUGUUUAUUUUCAGCAUGUAAGUAUCGUAUGACAGUGUAAACGUCACUAGCGAAUGUUAGUUUAACAACGCAUCUUCUACGUAAUCGUGUGCACUAUAAUUUAUUCGCGAUUAAAAGAGCUGGUUAUUGCAAGAUUGCAAAUCAGAUCGGGAUUAUUUGCAAUAACGUGUACAAGACACACAGAUAAGAAUUUUCUUACUGUCAUCGUAUAAUCGCACACGUAAGAUAGUUCCAAUUUACGACGAACCAAAUGUGGAGGAAAAAGAAAUCAUUAGCAAAAUUUUGCGUGUAAGUCAAUGCAAUAAUAAAGUGAAAUUUUAUUGCAAGCAAAUCGUGCGUCCAAACAUAUCGCAAUCGCGACAAUCAACAGAGUUGACGCGCAAUGACGCUAAUGAUUUGUUAACGUAUCUAGUGCAAGGAGGAUUUCCUCAUACGCGUGCGAUAAGUGCGCGAAGCAAAUUCCCUCCAUAUGUGUUUUUCAUAAAAUGAUAGAGAUAAUGCAUUUUUUUUUUCUAAUCUAAUGAAGCGCGAUAUGAAACACAAAGUACUUGAGCUCGAUCGAGCGAUAAUGAAUUAAUUGAUCGGAAUGUCACUGGCUUUAUUCUCGUUUCUUUUCUCAAUAAGUAGGUCUGAAGAUAGUGAGAUGCAUAAAUUAAUUGAGAAGCACAAAAAUAUCAAGACGCGUAUCUUCUUAUUUGUUCAAAAUGUAAAUCACAAUUCUCCAGGCGCUUUUGAUUUUCAACGUCAAGUUGCUUUGCAGACGAUUCGAAUGUUUUCUUUACUGUUUCUCUGAAAAUAAAAUUUUCGUUGAAGUUUGGAAACGACGCGACCAGUUUACAUAUAUCUCUUUCCGUAUUGAACGUACCAAUUAUGACGCUCUUUCAGGUCAUUAUGCAUGACGCAUGUUGUUAUGUGUCGCACGCUCGGCGCGAUUAUACCGCUUUUUGCUUUUCUUUUCAUUGAUGACAGUUAACAUACUAGACAAGAAAUCAACGAGAAUGAUCGAGGCGAGCAACAGCACGAAAUGGAUCGACCAAUUUCUUUUGUUCCUCCAACGGUAUUACACGCCGAUUCUUGUACAUCUUGGUCUGCUGGGCAACUGUCUGUCGAUGUGCGUGUUCUUCGGCACGAAACUACGUUACGCCUCGUCUAGCAUUUACUUGGGCGCGCUAGCAACAAGCGAUAGCGGCUACUUGAUAGUAGUCUUCGUUUCCUGGCUCACUAUAGUGAAAAUAGAACUGUUCAAUCAGCCGGGCUAUUGCGAGUUCUUCACUUUCUUAGGCCACGUCUUUUCCUUUCUCAGUGUGUGGCUUGUGGUGGCCUUCACUGUCGAGCGAUACAUCGCCGUCAAGUGGCCGCUUCGUCGUAGGUCCUUGUGCACGGUCGCUCGAGCGAGGAUUGUGGUGAUCGGGUUAACAGCAUCGGCGAUUUUUCUAUGCAGCCCGGUAAUCCUGUUUUGUAAAUCGAACACCGUACGCAACAUGACUCGGUGCGACUUGGACAAGGACUGGGCGUUCUGGGCGAACAUUUACAACAUCAGUGACACCGUCAUAACGUUUGCCGUGCCACUGACUAUAAUAGUGAUCUUUAAUACUCUGAUAGCGCGCAACAUUUACAAGUCCGAUCACAUACGAAGAACUAUGACUAUCGAAUCCACCACCUCAAGCGACAAUCAGAAUCCUCGGGACAGGAUACCACAAACCAAAGUUACGAAAAUGCUCUUGAUUGUUUCGAGCGCGUUCUUUUGCUUCAACAUGCCUUCGUGCGUCUUCAGGCUGAUCGGGUUUCUUUACGACAGACAACACUUAACAUGGCUCUUUCGGGCGCAACAACUAAGCUAUCAGAUAUAUACCACGAGUUUUGGCAUAAACUUUGUUCUUUAUUGCGUAGGCGGGCGAAAUUUUCGCAACGCAAUGAUUCGCAUGUUCGUAAAGCAUUCAGAUAGAAGAAGAAACGGAACUCUUUUGCACAUGACUAAUCAUGGAAGAAGUUUUUCAGAUUCUACACGUAGAUACAGUUCGACAAAGCGACCGCAUUUCGAUGAACAACCGAAAGACGCUCAAGAAACACAAAAGCUCUCAACGACACCAGACGAAAAGCCUCCAAUAAACGAAUAAUACAAAAACAUUAAAUUUAUUGUGAAUAUUUAAGUGAACAAGUGUCACAAUAAUGCGUGUUACAAGUGAACAAUCAGAAAAUAUAUACGACACACCGUGACAGUAU